AUUUUUCAGUGCCAUUGGUUUGCUAUGUCAUCCGUUUGCUAUAAUCCAUUUAUCUACUGUUGGUUGAAUAAGCCAUUCAGAAAAGGUGCCAAAUUGAUACUGUCGUACCUGAUGUGCUGGUGCUCUCCAAUGGACCAAUCGUUGUCAGCAGUGACUAGAGGUAGAGCUACAACUACCGCUGUCACCAGUCAUAACAAUCAUCACCGGUUAGUGGGCGACACUAAUAAUACGGUAGACGCCGAUGCCGUCACUCGACAAACCAUUGAACUGAAUAUAAGGACCACUACAACGCCUAUUACAUAA
This is a messenger RNA of Oppia nitens, 303 nucleotides long. RefSeq names its product G-protein coupled receptor 83-like. NCBI's taxonomy places the organism in Eukaryota, Metazoa, Arthropoda, Arachnida, Sarcoptiformes, Oppiidae. Bases 25 to 303 code for a protein of 92 amino acids. The record is from RefSeq and is a predicted model, not a curated record. The transcript has 3 exons.